Messenger RNA from Acytostelium subglobosum LB1, 1758 nucleotides. RefSeq lists its product as hypothetical. Bases 1 to 1758 code for a protein of 585 amino acids. Gene Ontology annotation, molecular function: GTPase activator activity. Lineage: Eukaryota; Evosea; Eumycetozoa; Acytosteliales; Acytosteliaceae. The record is from RefSeq and is a predicted model, not a curated record. The transcript has 5 exons.
AUGAUUGAAAGAGAGAAGCUUGGAAAGAAUGAAUCAUUCCUUUGGGAAUUAAGAGAGGCCGAGGACAACAAUAAGUGUGCUGAUUGCACUGAUAGUUUUCCAAGGUAUAUGAAUACCAGCUUUGGUACAUUCGUUUGUUCAGUCUGUGGAGCUAUUCAUCGUGAGUUUGGCAAUAGAGUCAAAUGCUUGUCGACUGAUAAGUUCACAGAUGAUGAUGUGGCCAAGUUAAAGUCAAUUGGAAAUAGGAGAGCGAAGGAUAUUUGGUUAGCAAGAUGGAGUCAUAAGGAAUUCCCAAUACCACUACCAUCGGAAGAGAAGAAGGUUAGAGAAUUCAUUAGACUCAAGUAUGUGGAGAAGAGGUGGAUCGCAACAAACAAGGAUGUGCCAUCUCCCAUCUACACCUCUGGCCACCCAUCUUCCUCAUCAUCAGCACUCUCUCCAACAUCAUUCAACAACAAUAUCAACAUUACCAGUUCUUCCCCCGCCUCCGCCUCAUCCUCAUCAUACCAUUCAUCUUCGCCAGCACGUGAUGUUACAUCACCAAAUCAUCGCAAGUCCAGUAACAGCUCACGAAACCCACCAUUGUUGGCGAGUGAGUUUGAAGAGUUGUCUUUGUCUUCGGCAACGCCAAGUACUUAUAUGGUACACAGUCAUCCAUCCAGACAUGACAACUCAUUCCCACCCUUCUCCACUCAACCAUUCGAUCAACAUCACUACUUGAAUGAGAAGGCCAAGUCCCCGCCAACCUCCUCAGCUAUACCCAACAAACAGUUGACCAAAUCACUGGGAUCAACAACACCAGUCCAACCCAUAAUACACCCAACUACCAAUCUAAACAACUCAUUACCAACCAACUAUAUUGCUGCCAACCAUCAUCAGCAACCUCAAGCAUAUGCCAACGUCCAAAAACCUGGUAUCCAACAAUUAGCGGCCAACCAACAUCAGAUGAUGACAUCCAGGGCAGAGAUACCCUUGGAUGAGAUGUUUGGACUGCGAUUGACAAAGGACUCUGAGCCAGUGUUCCCUGGUAGUUCAAUGGCCUUUGAGUCUGGAAAUCAAUUGGACUAUGACGAGGACCAGAACAAGGCUUGGAGGAUGGUCGAGGACAAGAAGAAGCAAUUCCUCAACGAUCACGAAUUGGCAAUGAAGAUACAACAGGAAGAGGCACGUCUCAAAUCGAUAGAACCACUAAGGGAGAGAUCAAAGACUGAGCCACCAACACCUUUACGUCAAUUCCCUUCUGUGGCCUAUAGCAACAGAAAUGACUAUCAUGGACAUGUUGGUAGACAUAGAGCAACAUCAUUGGUUGGUGGUGGUGAUUGCCUCAAUGAUGACUUCAAGGUUGAUGAUUUUGAUUACAAAGGUCAUGACAUUGUAGACAACUAUUACAAGAACAAGGAGAGGAGUAACAGUGCCAGCACUGGAAGCAACAACAAGGGUUCCUCUCAUCAUAACCAUCAUCAACAUCAUAAUCCAACUCGUGAGCCAAACUCUGGAGGUAUAUUACCACGCAACUCAAUGACAGAGUGUGAUGCAUGUGGAUCCCAAGUUGGCUUCCAUCAAAUGACCAAUCACAAGAAUGUCGAGUGUUUGUUCCGCCAAGUCAAAUGUAACUACUGCAACAAAUUGAUCAAGUUCAUCCAGAUGGAUGAUCAUAGAGACCUAUGUCUGGCCAAGACCUAUUCAUGUGGAGUUUGUGGUCGUCAAGUCCAAGGAAAAGAAAUGCCAACCCAUCUCUCACUUGUACAUAACCGAUAG